CUGCAGCUAAGGUGGCGCGUCGGCGUUGAGGAGGAUGGAGGCGCCGCUGGUAAGCCUGGAGGAGGAGUUCGAGGAGGGGCCCGGGGACGAUGGGGGGACCCCGCAACGCGCUGCGGACCCGGCGCUGGCCGAGCUGGAGAGCUUCUCGGCGGAGAUGAUGAGCUUCAAGUCGAUGGAGGACCUGGUGCAGGAAUUUGACGAGAAGCUCACCGUUUGCUUCCGCAACUACGAUGCCGCCACCGACGGUCUGGCCCCCGUGCGGGGUCGUCUCCAGGCGCAGGAGGAGGAGGAGCGCCUCCAGGAUGAGGAGGUCUGGGAUGCUCUCACCGAUGGCUUCGCCCCCCGGGGCUCCCCCCAGCCCUGGCUGCUCCCCGGGGCUGAGGCCCCCGAUGGCACCGACCCCCAGCUCUGCGAGAAGGAGGAGGAGGAAGAGGAGCUCACCGAGAGGAGUGAGCAAGACUCGGGCAUCAACGAGGAGCCGCUGCUGACAGCUGAGCAGGUCAUUGAGGAGCUGGAGGAGCUGAUGCAGAGUUCGCCUGACCCCGAAGCCGACCCUGAGGGCGAGGAGGAGGAAGAGGAGGAGGAGGAGGAGGAAACCGAGGCCGAUGCUGAAGGCGGCGGCGGGGCCACGGAGCCCAUCCUUCUGCGUGAGCUGCGUGCUUUCUCCCCUGCCUUCAACAACAACUGCUCCCAUGAAGUUGCUCUGAGCACGGCAUUUAUGACACCGGGCAUUUCGCGCUUCAGCAUGGAGGGCAUCUCCAGCAUCCUGCACUCGGGCCUGCGCCAGACCUUCGGCCCCACUGCCAGCGAGAAGCAGUACCUGAACACGGUGAUUCCCUACGAGAAGAAGGGGUCACCCCCCUCCGUCGAGGACCUGCAAAUGCUCACUAACAUCCUGUUUGCCAUGAAGGAGGGGAACGAGAAGGUGCCCACACUGCUCACGGACUACAUCCUCAAAGCCUUCAUACACCUCUUGCGCAUCUCUGAUGCAUCCUUCAUGCAUCCUCUGUGA
Molecule: messenger RNA, 1012 nt
Organism: Nipponia nippon (crested ibis)
Lineage: Eukaryota; Metazoa; Chordata; Aves; Pelecaniformes; Threskiornithidae
Source: RefSeq, a predicted model, not a curated record